AUGGCUCCAAUAUACGUCUGUCAUCAAGUCUCGCCAAUCGUCUUGCCACGCGGUGGAGGACGUGCCGACGAAGUGCGAGGGGCGCGACGACCGAUGUUUAUGCUGACGCGCGUAGGGUGGAUGAAGCGGCCAGAUUUGAGGCUGGCGUGGCAGGGGAAGCUUGCCAUCGCCAUCCUCAUUUUCAUCCUCAACGCCAUCAUCAUCUUCUACAUCAUUGAGUUCCGCCGGCUACUAUUCUCGCUUAGGAUCAACCAGUACAAGAAGGGACCCCUCGUCUCCGAGAAGAAGGAUAUCUUGGCGCAGGCUCGUGACCAGGACAUCCAAAGGGUGUGGGAUACUGGGGCGACACCGUCCACGGCCUUAACGACUACCUCAAUACGCUUGGCAUCCAUUGGGACGACGGCGAUCACAACCGGCCAGGACUCCACCAAGUCGAUUGAGGCGGUGAUGACCAAGAUGAAUCCGGCUGUGCGCGCGCGGAAUAAGAAUUACCUGCGCAACGCUGUCUUUGUCGGGAAGACGGAUUUCAGGAAGACGCCGAGCUACCUGCUACUCGCGAUUUCGGGUGUCCUCGUGGCAUCCACGGUCCUCAGGCUCCUUACUGCAACUCGCACGCCUGAGAUGAAAGACAAGUUCCUUGCUACACUUUGCUACACUGAAGGCGAAGAGUCGCUGCGUCGAAGAAAUGAUUCACUCGCUGCCUGGCACUGUGACAACAAGCGCAAGUUGAUCUUCGUCAUCUGCGACGAUAACAUCAUCGGUAGCGGUAAGGACCGGACGACCCUACGGAUUGUGUCGGACACUCUUGGUGUACCCGAAGGUCGACCCAACGUGUUUUGGCAGAAGCUUCGGCGGAUCGCCGGCUAA
Pleurotus ostreatus (oyster mushroom) is the source of this 867-nucleotide messenger RNA. RefSeq lists its product as uncharacterized. The transcript is spliced from 7 exons. NCBI's taxonomy places the organism in Eukaryota, Fungi, Basidiomycota, Agaricomycetes, Agaricales, Pleurotaceae. The coding region runs from base 1 to 867 and encodes 288 amino acids. Gene Ontology annotation, cellular component: cell septum; cell periphery. The record is from RefSeq and is a predicted model, not a curated record. Gene Ontology annotation, molecular function: chitin synthase activity.